CGUCCUGCUGCAGUGCCGCUGCCUGCGCUGCCCGAGCUCGUCAAUGGAGCUGGAAAACAUCGUUGCCAACACCGUUUUGCUGAAAGCCAGGGAAGGGGGUGGAGGGAAACGCAAAGGCAAAAGCAAAAAGUGGAAGGAAAUCCUGAAAUUCCCUCACAUUAGCCAGUGUGAAGAUCUCCGAAGAACAAUAGAGAGAGAUUACUGGAGCAUAUGUGAAAAGCAGCCCAUUGGAAGGCUCCUCUUUCGGCAGUUCUGUGAGACUCGGCCCGAGCUCGAGUGCUGCAUUAGGUUCCUUGACUCGGUGGCAGAAUAUGAAAUUGCUCCAGAUGAAAAGCUGGGAGAGAAAGGAAAGGAAAUCAUGAUGAAAUACCUCACCCCAGAGUCUCCAGCCUAUGUGCCCGAAGUCAGUCAAGAACUUAUCCAGCAGACAGAGGAGAAACUGGAAAACAGCCCCUGCAAGGAGCUGUUCUCUCCCUGUACAAAAUCUGUCCUUGACCACCUCAGUGGGGAACCAUUCCAAGAGUACCUAAACAGCAUGUACUUCGACAGGUUCCUCCAGUGGAAGUGGUUGGAAAGGCAACCAGUAACAAAAAACACGUUUAGGCAGUACAGGGUACUGGGGAAAGGCGGCUUUGGGGAGGUCUGCGCCUGCCAAGUGCGAGCCACGGGGAAGAUGUACGCCUGCAAGAGGUUAGAGAAGAAGAGGAUCAAGAAGAGGAAAGGAGAAUCCAUGGCACUCAAUGAGAAGCAGAUUUUAGAGAAAGUCAAUAGUCAGUUUGUAGUCAAUUUAGCCUAUGCCUAUGAAACAAAGGACGCACUGUGUUUAGUUCUGACCAUAAUGAAUGGAGGUGACCUGAAGUUUCAUAUCUACAACAUGGGAAACCCAGGCUUCGAGGAGGAAAGAGCUUUGUUUUAUGCAGCAGAGAUUCUCUGUGGCUUGGAAGACCUUCACAGAGAAAAUACUGUGUACAGAGAUCUGAAGCCAGAAAAUAUCCUGCUGGAUGAUUAUGGCCAUAUUAGAAUAUCUGAUUUGGGUCUAGCUGUUAAAAUCCCCGAGGGUGAAUCAAUCCGUGGAAGAGUAGGAACAGUAGGGUAUAUGGCUCCAGAGGUGCUGAACAACCAGAGAUACACACUCAGCCCUGACUACUGGGGGUUAGGCUGUCUCAUUUAUGAAAUGAUUGCUGGGCAAUCGCCGUUCCGUGGAAGGAAAGAGAAGGUGAAGAGGGAAGAAGUGGACAGAAGAGUGCUGGAGACAGAGGAGGUGUACUCCCAUAAGUUCUCUGAGGAGGCCAAGUCCAUCUGUAAAAUGCUCCUCACCAAAGACGUGAAGCAGCGGCUGGGAUGUCAGGGGGAAGGGGCAGCAGAGGUGAAGAGACACCCCUUUUUCAAGAGCAUGAAUUUCAAGCGGUUAGAAGCAGGAAUGCUGGACCCUCCCUUCGUGCCCGAUCCCAGAGCAGUGUACUGCAAGGAUGUGUUAGACAUUGAGCAGUUCUCCACAGUGAAAGGAGUUAACCUGGACCAAACAGAUGACGAUUUCUAUUCCAAGUUUUCCACAGGAUCAGUGUCUAUUCCAUGGCAAAAUGAGAUGAUAGAAACAGAGUGCUUCAAGGAGCUGAAUGUGUUUGGACCAAAUGGUACUAUUUCACCAGACCUAAACAAAAGCUACCCCCCAGAGCCACCCAAGAAAGGAUUGCUGCAGAGAAUAUUUAAGAGACAGCAUCAGAACAAUUCAAAGAGUUCUCCAAAUUCAAAGGCCAGUUUAAAUCAUCACAUAAAUUCAAAUCACGUAAGUUCAAACUCCACUGGAAGCAGCUAGUUCCAGCUCAGCCCCAUGAAACAACAUGUUGCAUCCUUCCACUAUAAUCUCUGGAGCUUCUGUGGAUGAGAGAGCCUCCACCGUUGAGUGAAAAGAAAGAAAAUCUGGAUCUCCCAAAAUGGAGAUUUUCCAUCCAUUCCUUCCAGUGGAGCCUCACAUUUUAAGAAGAAAUUUCCACUCAGGUCUGUUUUUGGAGGUGGCACUCAAGACUGUGUGAAUCAAAUUUGUCUCUUUAGAACAUUGCAAUAGAAAUUCAAUGAACAUGACUACUUGCACGUAUUUAAAUAGCAUCAUACUAGAACUGAAUUUUGUCUUUAUUAUUUUUAAAGAAAAGUUUUGUAAA
Messenger RNA from Agelaius phoeniceus (red-winged blackbird), 2159 nucleotides. RefSeq names its product G protein-coupled receptor kinase 5 (gene GRK5). Gene Ontology annotation, molecular function: ATP binding; G protein-coupled receptor kinase activity. Gene Ontology annotation, cellular component: cytoplasm. The record is from RefSeq and is a predicted model, not a curated record. Lineage: Eukaryota; Metazoa; Chordata; Aves; Passeriformes; Icteridae. Gene Ontology annotation, biological process: protein phosphorylation; regulation of signal transduction; signal transduction.